GCGUGACUCAGAGGAGUUCUCUGAUUGGUCAGCGGGCACCAUUCAAGCUCCGCCCCUUGCGUCACUAAUUUGUAGUGGAGCCAACGUCCAGCGGAAAGCUCGUCGGGCUGAAGAAAACCCGAAAAUGAGUCACCUGAAAGAGCGUUUCGUGACACUGCUCCAUGAAAAGAACUUUGUGACAGACCAGCUGGAGAAGCUGGAACAUAAAACCGGAGUAAGAAGAGAAUUCAUCGUUUUGGGUGUUCUUGGAAUCAUCGGGCUCUACCUUCUGUUUGGAUAUGGAGCCUCUCUACUCUGCAACCUGAUUGGCUUCAUUUAUCCAGCAUACUUCUCCAUCAAGGCCAUUGAGAGCAGUAAUAAAGAGGACGACACACAGUGGCUGACCUAUUGGGUUGUUUAUGGGCUCUUCAGYGUUGUUGAAUCCUUCUCCGAUAUCUUCCUCUUCUGGUUCCCCUUCUACUAUGCAAGCAAGUGCCUCUUCCUGAUCUGGUGUAUGGCUCCGGUGACGUGGAACGGUUCGGACAUUUUGUACAAGCGGGUGAUUCGGCCGUUUUUCUUGAAACACCAGAGUACCAUGGACACCGUGGUCAGUGAUCUGACUGCCAAGGCCAAGAACGUCACUGAGAGCGUCACAAAGGAGGCUUUUAACCGGGCCCUCAGCCACGAGAAGGAUCAGUAAGAACCAUGGAAGGCUUUGUGUUGUGUGUUUUUGUUUGUCUGGUGUUUGCCUUUUUGUUUGUCCAUGUCUUUUCAUGGUGGAUGAUGCUGAUCAACCUGCACUUGACAGUGAACUGAAGCCUCCCCCUCCUGAACAAAACCUGUUUGUGCAUCCACAUGGGUUUACUGCCAUCAGUACUGCGAGGACACUUAAUGAAACUGUGACCGUUCUGUGUGAUUUUGUCUUUGUUGUCACAAUGAAUUGGAAAAAAUGUUUAUAGCAAAAAGAAAAAAAGUCCUGUUUGCUUGCACAUUUAAACACUCGAGGUACAAUCAAUAUUUAAAACCAUAUCGAUAACACAAAUGAAUGAAGUAAAAGUCAUCUCAGGAAAUUUGAAGUCAUCACCUUUUCCUUAAAAUGUUUAUAAACAUGUUUCAUUGAUAACUGGGUAAUGAUUGUUUUCUUGCCCUUACAUGCCUUAUGUGGCAGGCCGAAUUCAGUCUGAGGUACUAAAAAGUUUCUCAGUCUUUAUCAGUGACUGAAAAACUUCUGUCUUUUAAAUUGUCUUAACUUAUUAUAGUGUAUUGAUUUAAAAAUAAAACUGGAACCCUCACUAACUAAAA
This is a messenger RNA of Austrofundulus limnaeus, 1281 nucleotides long. RefSeq names its product Receptor expression-enhancing protein 6-like. Lineage: Eukaryota; Metazoa; Chordata; Actinopteri; Cyprinodontiformes; Rivulidae. The coding region runs from base 125 to 679 and encodes 184 amino acids. The record is from RefSeq and is a predicted model, not a curated record. The transcript has 6 exons.